Messenger RNA from Diorhabda sublineata, 560 nucleotides. It is a transcript of the gene ATPsynE, whose product is annotated as ATP synthase subunit e, mitochondrial. Gene Ontology annotation, molecular function: proton transmembrane transporter activity. NCBI's taxonomy places the organism in Eukaryota, Metazoa, Arthropoda, Insecta, Coleoptera, Chrysomelidae. The record is from RefSeq and is a predicted model, not a curated record. Gene Ontology annotation, biological process: proton motive force-driven ATP synthesis. Bases 124 to 360 code for a protein of 78 amino acids. The transcript has 2 exons.
UUAGAACAAGCCUCGGUGGUUGUCUACCCUCCAGUCUAAAUUCACUUAAAUUGAUUUGUCAAAAUUUGAGUAUUUGACUAGUCGAAUAUUUUUUUUUCUAAAUUUUGAAAAGUAACAAUUAAAAUGUCUGCUUUACCUGCUCCAGUUCGUGUAUCGCCGUUGAUUAAGUUUGGAAGAUGGAGUUUUCUUGCCUUUGGCAUUGCAUAUGGGGCCUUCCACCAAAAUAGGCUGUCGAAGAAAGAAGCUGCCAUUAGGGAAGUAGAAUCUAAAAUUAAAGCAGACCGUGAUGCCAAACUAGCUGCAGAAAAGAAAAUUGCAGCUGAAAAAGAAAUUAAAGAACUAGAGGCAUUGGCUAAAUAAAUAUUUACAUAGGUUUAUUAUUUUGUUCUAUCAAAAUAAAUAGAAGUUUUAUUUAAAUUUCCUUUAUAUUCAUUUAAAAAUAUAUUAUGUAAACCAAUAUGACUAGGUCAAUAAGAUGGCUUUGGUAAGAUGAUGAAAUCCAUAAUUCUGUUUUAUAAUGUAGCUCUUAAAUUAUUCAUAUUAAUAAAAAUCAUCAUGUU